This is a messenger RNA of Ipomoea nil (Japanese morning glory), 1851 nucleotides long. RefSeq lists its product as uncharacterized. The transcript has a single exon. NCBI's taxonomy places the organism in Eukaryota, Viridiplantae, Streptophyta, Magnoliopsida, Solanales, Convolvulaceae. Bases 1 to 1851 code for a protein of 616 amino acids. The record is from RefSeq and is a predicted model, not a curated record.
AUGGUGAGAACCAUAAAUCAGAGAAUAGGAAAGUUACCUCGAAGAGGAACAACCAACAGCACCUCAAAACACACCGGCACUGGAGAAUCAUCGAACCCUGUGUGUGUCGAAGAAGAGGAUUCCGCCAACAUUGCGAUGGACCCUGUUCCGAUAGCCAGAGUACCGUUCGGAAAAUCACAAGAACAGAACACCAAUUCACCAGGUAACCAAAAUCUUCCCCUAAUUGAUCCUGUUGAACAACCUGAAUGCAUGCCCAUUGCGGCUGACUUUGGGGACAAUCGAAUUGUCGACCCAAACAACCUUGUAGUGCAACUUAGGUUUGCCAUAAAUCGCGGUUGGGAACCCGAUUUAGGUUCUUAUGUCAGCUCCGUAGAAGAGGCAAACUCCGAGGAGACAAACCGUUCCCCCACACCACAGAACGAAGAACACACCACACCCAUUGAAUCACCCAUUGAAUCCCCUGUUCCAAUUUCUCCAGUAAAUGAAAACCCUAGAAAAAGGAAGAAACCCGACCCGUUUGAAGGAGCUGAUCCUAGGGCAAAAAGGCCAAACGACUUCCCAAUACGGGUAGUUCCUCCUCAACGAAAGCCAAACAUCCCAUCUAUGCCCUCAACAAGCAAGAAAUCAAGAAGGAUAGCAACAGAGGAUGAACCAGACUGGUCACCACAUGAAGAAAAUGAAAGCCUUAUUAGAGUAAAGACCCGAGCCCAAAUGAAAUCCCAGGUACCUGCCAGAAAAGAUAAACAACAAAAGAAAACACCUAAACUGUCUAAAAAGGAAAAAGGGAAACAGAAGGCAGUUACUAAUGCUGACAUGUCAAACCUGCCAAAACCCCACAGUACAGUCUUUUUGAAAAAAGAAUCAGCAAGUCUACUGAAAAGAAUAGUGGGAAGAAAGAUUAUAAGCCAAAAACUGCUUGACAUAAGAAAGCUAGAAAACCAAGAACAGAUUCAAGAUAUCUUAGUCACAAACCAGCUUCUUGGAACAGUGACUAAUAUUGAGCCCUAUGAAGCAAAGAUAGUACAAGAGUUCUACUGUAAUCUUACAAAAACCAUCUCUACACCUAGCAGUCCUAUGUAUGGAAAGGCAUACUUGAGAGGUAAAUUUUAUAAAUUCACACCAGACACUAUCAACAAGUACCUAGGAACCCCAGAAGCAGAACAAAACAUGGAGAUAAAUAAUGAGGAAAUUGCACACGAACUCACAGCUGGAAAUGUCAUCUUUGAAAAGAACAAGAUCAAGGCAGCAUCUCUUACAAGCAAAUAUGCAGUCCUCCAGAAAAUAGCACUUGCCAACUGGAUGCCCUCUCUACAUGAAUCUACUGUGAAAUGGACCCUAGCUGAGUUACUGUACAAGAUAGGGAAAGGGAUUCAAUCAAAUAUGGGUAACAUUAUUCACUCUCAAAUCAUAAACCUAGCAGAGGACACCAAAUCCAACACCUCCCUGAUUUUUCCAAACCUCAUCUUUGCCAUCCUGACAGAACAAUGUCUCAAAACACAUGGUCCAAAAAUCAGUGUCAAGAACAUCAACACCACUAUCAAGCUGAGAAAGGGGAACCAUCAAAAUGAUCUAAAAACCACAGCUCCAAAAGAAAAUCCACUAGCCUCCAAGACAUUGAUCAAAUAUUUUGAAAGAAGACUAACAGAGUUAGAAAUCUUAGAAAAAGAACUCCUAAGAAAACAUAUGAACAUCAAGGAAGAAAAAGCAGAGAUAUCAGAAUGGCUAACAGUUCUAAAAGAUGAUGAUGAAGAAAAACAAGAAGAAGAACAAGGAUCAGAAGAAGGAAGCCAGGAACACUCUCAAGACAAGGAUGUUGAAACUUCUGUUUCAACAUCAGAAAACAGACCUUAA